AUGGAUUCCGUCGCUGCCGUAUUCGUGCGCCUCUGUCAUCCCGAUCAGGCAUUGGCUGCUGCCUGUCUGCAUGCUUUGUUUCAUACAAAGUUGUCCGGUUUCUUCUCAACUGGUGGGUUCACCACCGGUCUCAAGGCAUUCUUUAACGUCCUGUUUCGUCUGUUCGCUUUCCACGCUCCCGGGUUAGCUGUCACUUUGACCAACCUCAAUGUGCCUCUGGUUGGCUUGACUACUGGUUGGAUUUACACGAUGUUUGCCCAUGCAAUGCCUUUGGAUCGAACAGAGUUGUUAUGGGACACUCUGAUCGUCGGCCCACCAUCAUUCCUUAUGUUCUUCUACAUUGCCAUAUUU
This is a messenger RNA of Opisthorchis viverrini, 351 nucleotides long. RefSeq lists its product as hypothetical. The record is from RefSeq and is a predicted model, not a curated record. The annotation marks the transcript as partial. The transcript has a single exon. NCBI's taxonomy places the organism in Eukaryota, Metazoa, Platyhelminthes, Trematoda, Opisthorchiida, Opisthorchiidae.